CAUUGCCAAUCAAACACUGGCAUUGUAACGUAAACCUCACUAUAAUCAUAUGUUAAUUUAACAAAUUAUUUUCAGCUGUUACAUUCACUAAUAUGAUCAUAAAGUUGAGUAUAAAGUAAGAGGUUAGUUCAUAUUCAAUUUACAAUUUGCAUUGUUUCUAAUAGAAUAGAAGAACAUUUUUGAUUUAGUGAUACAACAGAUCAAAGUGUGAUUGGAGUAAAAAUAUUUGUAACUUUGAGUCUAGAUUAUAAUUUUUGGACGAUUACUCAAAAUUUCUGCAUUAGAAUAUUUAACGCUUGUGUCAUAGACUAUUAUUGUGCCGACAUCUAUUGUUACUUAAAAUGAGUGAUGUAGUCGAGUGGUUGACAUCAUUACCAAUAUUCACCAGAUAUUGGCUGCAAUUGACAGUGGCAGUGUCUUUAAUUGCUCGCUUUGGUAUAGUGAAUAACCAAUAUUUGAUUUUGCUUUACGAGCCUUUAAUUAGCAAAUUUCAGAUAUGGAGACCGAUGACUGUGUUUUUCUAUCCUUUGACACCACACACCGGUUUUCAUUUGAUGAACUGUUACUUUCUGUACAAUUACUCCCUGCAACUGGAAAACGUUUUUGGAGGUCGACCAGCUGAAUAUUUGUUUUUGCUGGUGUUCAACUGGAUAUGUUGUGUUAUCUUGUUGUUGCUCCAAAUUCCCGUAAUGUUGGACCCGAUGGUCAUGAGUGUAUUGUACGUCUGGUGUCAACUGAACUCUGAAGUGAUUGUGCCUUUCUGGUUUGCGCGGUUCAAAGCUGCAUACAUUCCAUGGCUGAUGACUGUUUUCAAACUGGUUGUUUCUGCAGGAGGAGCUGCUGAAUUGUUGGGCAUACUGUUGGACACCUAUUUCUUCCUGAUGUUUAGCUAUCCGCAACAGAUAGGAGGACUUCAGAUCAUCAAAACGCCGCAAAUUUUCUACGACUGGUUUCCAAAUCAGACAUUUCGUGGUUUUGGAGGAACGUUAUGGCAACCCCAACGGGCAAAUGGAGGUGACUUAAGAAGACACAACUGGGGUCAAGGUCAUGUUUUGAGAGAUAACCAAUGAUGUUUUUUGCAACAUAUUUUCGUCACCAUCACAAAAUGUUCUCUGCAACUUAUUUUUGUCACAUUAAAUGUAAUAAAUGAGUAGCUCUUGCAAUAAAUGUA
Molecule: messenger RNA, 1171 nt
Organism: Nilaparvata lugens (brown planthopper)
Lineage: Eukaryota; Metazoa; Arthropoda; Insecta; Hemiptera; Delphacidae
Product: derlin-1-like
Biological process (GO): endoplasmic reticulum unfolded protein response
Cellular component (GO): endoplasmic reticulum membrane; Hrd1p ubiquitin ligase ERAD-L complex
Molecular function (GO): ubiquitin-specific protease binding; misfolded protein binding
Source: RefSeq, a predicted model, not a curated record